Molecule: messenger RNA, 1111 nt
Organism: Seminavis robusta
Lineage: Eukaryota; Bacillariophyta; Bacillariophyceae; Naviculales; Naviculaceae
Source: the annotation of a GenBank genome assembly
AUUGUUUGCCUCCAAAGCCGUUGGACGAGUAAAAGUCCGCCAUUUAUAAAUUGUUUCUUCAGCUCAUUAUUUUUUCUUCGUUUCCUCUUUGUUUCUAUUGAUAACUACACCGGUAUUAUACAAUAAUAACAAUGGUAGUGAUUGACAAUUAUUCGGUGCGAUUGGUCCAUGCGGAGACCAAGGAGCCCUUCAAAGAGCAUUCCGGACCAGAUGGCAAGGUAUAUACUGAAGUGGAACCCGAUGUGGAAUACUUUAUUCAGGUAGCAGUGGUGGGUACUAUGGAUGAAGUAUUCCUCUUUGAUUAUUUUGUGGACGGUCAAGAACUUUCCUACAAUACAGCCUGUGAAUUGGGAGAUGGAUAUCAGUAUUGCGGGAUUUUGUCAAUUGAAAAAGGUAUCAGUAAGAUGCAGGCACUCUGUUUUCGACGGCCUCCACGAAAUCUACUGAUCCAAAACCAAGACACAAAUGACGACACUACCCAUGCUUGGAUGGGAGAAAUCCAAGUGGACGUAUCGAAAGCGAUGGAGGGAGAGAUGCUGCCCAUCGAACAAGUACCUGCUGAUACAGUGGACGUGGAAGCCGUCGAUGCUGGCGGUAUAACGGAAAAUAAGGUUUUGAGGUCAGGACAAGGAUCGUACAGUCAUGUCCAAGAGGCUCCUUCUGAAGCACCCCACUACGGCACGGGAGAAUUCCUACAAACCAUUACCAUCCACUACUGUACGGCCGUGGGAUUGAUCCAUGUGGGCGUACUACCGAAACCGGAUCUAUGGACGUUUGCUCGAAUGAACAAACCUUACGACAAUAAACGAACCAAUGACAACACACUCCUAUACAAUAAUACUAUUCAACCCAAGCGCAUCAAAUCCGGGGGGCUGGUCGAUGGGGAUUCCGUACUGGAGGAACCCAAGGAAUACGAUUUGUUUGACUUGACGGAACUUCCAGAUGACGACGAUGAUGACAGCAACCAAGAAGCCGAUGGAAAUGUACCUUUCCCAGUUACUCCUCCGCAUUGAUAGUAAUGCCGUAAGAGUACGGUACAGUACCUGGUAGCAAUAUGCAUGUUCGAGUUGAGUUGAGCAGAUAUGACAUUUCCUCAAUCAUCAUCAUCAUC